AUGGCUUCCGAUGGCAGAAGCACAAGAGAGGUAGAAACAGAGAUUCUUCCCGUUAUCCGUGUCUACAAAGAUGGCACAGUGGAACGCCUCAUGGGCUCUCCGAUCGUGCCAACCUCUCUUCAAGACCCUCAAACUGGUGUCUCUUCCAAAGACAUCGUUAUCUCCAACGACCCUUCCAUCUCCGCACGUCUUUACCUUCCCAGUUCCACUCAACCCCACCACAAGCUUCCCAUCUUGCUCUACUUCCACGGUGGUGCAUUCUGCAUCGAAUCCGCUUUUUCUUUCCUCGACCACCGCUACCUUAACCUCAUAGUCUCCGAAGCCAACGUAAUUGCCGUGUCGGUGGAGUACAGAUUAGCACCAGAACACCCUCUUCCUGCAGCCUUUGAUGAUUGCUGGGAAGCUCUCAAUUGGGUCGCUUCCCAGUCCAAUUCCAACACCACUAACAUAGAGCCAUGGCUGAAGAAUCACGGUGACUUGAGCAGAAUUUACUUAGGGGGUGACAGCGCUGGUGCUAACAUAGUGCAUAACGUGGCUCUUCGUGCUGGGGUUGAAGCCUUGCAUGGGAAUGUGAGAAUAUUGGGUGCGUUCCUUUCCCACCCUUACUUUUGGGGUUCCAAGCCUGUUGGGUCAGAACCGAACGAGGGGAACAAGCACUUGCACGUUAGGGUUUGGAACUUUGCGUACCCUUCUGCCCCGGCUGCGAUCGAUAACCCCGCCAUUAAUCCGUGUGCUCUUGGUGCUCCCAACUUGGCCACGCUUGGGUGCUCUAAGCUACUUGUUUGUGUUGCUGGCAAGGAUCAGCUUAGGGACAGAGGGGUUUGGUACUACGAGGCUGUGAAGAACAGUGAGUGGCAGGGUCAUGUGGAACUCUUUGAGGUUGAAGAGGAAGAUCAUGCUUUUCACAUUUACAAUACUGAAACUCAGAAUGCCAAAAUUAUGAUCACACGUUUGGCUUCUUUCUUGCUUUGA
Messenger RNA from Abrus precatorius (Indian licorice), 972 nucleotides. Its product is annotated as 2-hydroxyisoflavanone dehydratase-like. The record is from RefSeq and is a predicted model, not a curated record. The transcript has a single exon. Lineage: Eukaryota; Viridiplantae; Streptophyta; Magnoliopsida; Fabales; Fabaceae. Gene Ontology annotation, molecular function: hydrolase activity. Bases 1 to 972 code for a protein of 323 amino acids.